Anolis sagrei ordinatus is the source of this 1536-nucleotide messenger RNA. RefSeq names its product MAP3K12 binding inhibitory protein 1 (gene MBIP). The record is from RefSeq and is a predicted model, not a curated record. Lineage: Eukaryota; Metazoa; Chordata; Lepidosauria; Squamata; Anolidae.
GAGCGCUGUCGUCAUCGACGCGCGACCACGUCCAAGGGGGCGAGGUAUGGCGAGGGUUGCCUUGGCGCUGAGCGGCUGUCAUGGCGUCCACCGGGGAAGGGAGCUGCUCUGGUGAAGCCGAGGCCUCCGCCCGGGCGGGGAGCUCCUCCGAAGAGGCGCUCCGAGAGAUCCUGAGGGACUCCUUGCGUGUGCUGCUUAGGCUGGCAGAGGAGAUUAAUCUUGGAGAAGACGUGGUGAAAAUUAACGUGGAUUGGAGCAAACUUCAAGAAGCAUCACCAGUUCAGCCUGUUUUGCUUAUUACUGUUCUGCAGCAGCAUAUUUCAGCAUUACAGCCAUUUAUAGAGAAACUCCAGUCUUUGAUUAAAGCAGAAAAUGCCACAGCCACUAAUGAUUACAAUAAGACAGAAUGCACAAAGUGUGAUAUUAAUUCAAAGGCAAUAGAUAAAGAUUUGCAGCUAGAAGAGACUCACACAACCUGCGAUUCUGCAAACCUGAAGAAAACUAAUUUUGAUUUUGACCCAGAAGUGGUCCAGAUAAAAGCUGGGAAAGCUGAAAUUGAAAGACGAAUAUCAGCCUUCAUUGAAAGGAAGCAAGCUGAGAUCAAUGAAAACAACGUCAGAGAAUUUUGCAAUGUUAUUGAUUGUAAUCAAGAAAACAGCUGUGCUAGAACUGAUGCAGUGUUCACGCCGUAUCCAGGAUUCAAAAGUCACGUGAAGGUUUCUCGAGUUGUAAAUACCUAUGGCCCUCAGACUAGAAGUGAAAGUGGUUAUGGGUCCUGCCAUAAAAACUCCGUAUUCCGAGAUUGUGGGAAUCAAGCUGUAGAAGAGAGACUACAGAACAUUGAGGCUCAUCUGAGGCUGCAAACAGGCAGACCAGUACCUAAAGACAUUUAUCAAAGGAUUAAAAAGCUGGAAGAUAAAAUCCUUGAACUGGAAGGGAUGUCUCCUGAAUACUUCCAGGCUAUGAAUUUGUCUGGCAAAAGAAGGAAAAUCCAGCAGAACCAAGACUAUUCUUUGGCCGAACUUGAUGAGAAGAUCAAUGCACUUAAGCAAACAUUGCUGAGAAAAACAAAUGAUGGGAGGCCCAAGGUGGUUGACCAGCUUCUUUGAGUACAGCAAUGUGACUUCAGCGAGCCUUCAUGUUUACUUAACUCCUUUAGACUGUCUUGAGUAGUGUUUAUCUAGGCACUAUGGUAAGGAAACUCGACAAUACCUGUGACUUCGUCUGAUCAUUAGCGGAAACAAAAAAGAAGUGAACUUUGCUUCUUCAAAUGGAGAAGGUUUUCGGACAGCAUUACAAAUAUUGCUUCCCUUCUGUUGGAAGAACAUACUGUGCAGCCGUUAAUAAAACAAACACCCUUUUGGUUGGCUGCAUGAAAAUAACUGUACAUUUUGUAUGUGAUGGCCAUGCAUCAGAAAAUUAUCCCAUGGAAUACUGUUUUAACUAGACAUUGUUAUGUGAAAUGUGGUUUUUUAAUAUAGCUUUGUGAAGUAACCUAAGUAUACAUGUAAAAAAAUAAAGAUGCUUUGUAAUAAC